Molecule: messenger RNA, 618 nt
Organism: Carlito syrichta (Philippine tarsier)
Lineage: Eukaryota; Metazoa; Chordata; Mammalia; Primates; Tarsiidae
Product: ankyrin repeat and BTB/POZ domain-containing protein BTBD11-like
Exons: 6
Coding region: 1-618 (205 amino acids)
Source: RefSeq, a predicted model, not a curated record
AUGUCAGACUGGGUUGGGACUCCCUGGUGCUUUUUUAGCGAGCUCUUCAAGGGAUGCCCCGAACAAAGCACAGUGUCUACCUUAGUCAUUGUAUCUUCAGCGACUGGGGUGCUGUGCCUGCCAGACAGCCUGAAUCUUCACAGAGACCCACAGCGGUCAAACAAGCCGGGAGAACUGCCCAUGUUCAGCCAGUCAGAGUUGAGGACCAUCGAGCAGUCCUUGCUGGCCACCCGCGUGGGCAGCAUCGCGGAGCUGAGCGACCUGGUAUCCCGCGCAAUGCAUCACCUGCAGCCCCUCAAUGCCAAGCACCAUGGCAACGGCACCCCACUGCACCACAAGCAGGGGGCCCUCUACUGGGAGCCUGAGGCUCUGUACACACUUUGCUAUUUCAUGCACUGCCCGCAGAUGGAAUGGGAGAACCCCAACGUGGAGCCCUCCAAAGUCAACCUCCAGGUGGAAAGGGUACGGGCCCCUGCAGUGAAGGCAGUCUCAGGGGAUGCCACCUCCUUGGGUGGGAGUUAUCUUCAUCUUCCUUUCAUCCUGGCUGCUCAGGGACUCCCAGGGGAAAUCAGAGGCACCUGCUCAGCCAGCUGUGGGCCUCUCAGAAUCAUGAGUUAG